GCAUGGCCAAAGAGGCAGGCGGGGCAGGGUCGGCGGGGACCCGGAGGAGGGGCACGCGCUGUGGCGUCGGGUGUUUUGGUUUGGAUAUUUUUUUUCCGCGAAAGAAGUUUGCUUUGGCCACGCCUCAAGGCAGCCGCCUUCUCCUGCCCCCUCCCCCGCCCCUCGGUGCACACCUCUCGGUGCCGAUUGCAAAGCGCCUUCCGUUGCGAGAGCUGCAAAUUUUGCCCAAGCCAGGCUCGCCCACCUUGCAAGACAGAGCGCCUGUAUCCCCUGGUACCCUCAGUUGCAAAGAGCCAGCCGCCUGACUUGUUCAUCCAAAUGUAUGAUCUCUCGGGAUCCUCUUGAGUCGCACGUUUCUGAGACACCGAGGACUGCAAAUCCCCAUCGCUCCUAGGACUUGCAGCUUUUUGGAUACUGGAGGCUGACACGCUCGCCCGUCCCUGGGCAGACACUCGCCCGAACCACAGUGGUGUGCUGGUGACUUCGCCUCUCCAUGAGCCCAUGAACCUGGGGGCAGGUGCCAGGCGAUGGCGCGGCCUCUGAGCGACCGGACCCCGGCCCCCCUGCUGUUGGGCGGCCCGGCUGGUGCCCCCCCUGGCGGGGGAGCGCUGAUUGGGCUUCGGAGCCUUCUGCAGGGGACCAGCAAGCCCAAAGAGCCGGCCAGCUGUCUCCUGAAGGAAAAGGAACGCAAGGCGGUUCUGCCCGCAGCCACCGUCCCGGGGCCAGGCCUGGAGACGGCGGUCCCAGCCGAUGCCCCAGUGGGGGUGGUGGGGGGCGGCGGGUCCCCGCGGGGGCGCCCGGGGGCAGUGCCUGGCCCGAGUCUGUUGGCACCGCUGCUGUGGGAGCGCACGCUGCCUUUCGGUGACGUGGAGUACGUGGACCUGGACGCCUUCCUGCUGGAGCACGGGCUGCCGCCCAGCCCGCCGCCCCCCGCUGGUGGCCCGUCGCCGGCACCCUCGCCCGCGCGCACUCCCGCACCCUCCCCGGGGCCAGGCUCGUGUGGCUCUGCUUCCCCCCGCUCCUCGCCAGGGCACGCCCCCGCCCGGGCUGCCCUAGGGGCCUCCGGCGUCCACCGCGCAGGCCUGACCUCUCGGGACACACCCAGUCCUGUGGACCCAGACACGGUGGAGGUGCUGAUGACCUUUGAACCUGACCCAGCCGAUCUUGCUCUGUCAAGCAUUCCAGGCCAUGAGACCUUUGACCCUCGCAGACAUCGAUUCUCAGAGGAGGAACUUAAACCUCAGCCAAUCAUGAAGAAGGCGAGGAAAAUCCAGGUGCCAGAGGAUCAGAAGGACGAGAAGUAUUGGAGCCGGCGGUACAAGAAUAAUGAGGCAGCCAAGCGGUCCCGCGACGCCCGGCGGCUCAAGGAGAAUCAGAUUUCGGUGCGGGCGGCCUUCCUGGAGAAGGAGAACGCCCUGCUGCGACAGGAGGUGGUGGCUGUGCGCCAGGAGCUGUCCCACUACCGCGCGGUGCUGUCCCGCUACCAGGCCCAGCACGGGGCCCUGUGAGGCCGCCCUACCGCUCCGGGGCGGGGCCCUCCUCCUCCUUGCUCAGACUUGCACCCUCUUCCCUCCCCGCCCUGUGGCCCAGGGUCUGGCCAGCUGGAUGCCCCAGAAACGUGAUGAUGCAGAUAAAUACAUUUAUAUUUUUAAGAAAAAGCGAGCCUCCCCCCUCCCUCGAGGGGGUGGGGAGGAUCCUGUGUGUGCUCCUGGCACGUCGGGGACCCCAUCCUCCCAACCGCCUCCGUUAACACGAUCCUGAAUAAAUCUUGAGAACCCCAGAA
This is a messenger RNA of Castor canadensis (American beaver), 1783 nucleotides long. It is a transcript of the gene Dbp, whose product is annotated as D-box binding PAR bZIP transcription factor. Gene Ontology annotation, biological process: regulation of transcription by RNA polymerase II. NCBI's taxonomy places the organism in Eukaryota, Metazoa, Chordata, Mammalia, Rodentia, Castoridae. The record is from RefSeq and is a predicted model, not a curated record. Gene Ontology annotation, molecular function: DNA-binding transcription factor activity, RNA polymerase II-specific; RNA polymerase II cis-regulatory region sequence-specific DNA binding. Gene Ontology annotation, cellular component: nucleus.